UCGAAAUACCUACAUAUAUUCGAGCAAGGCGAAUGCUUUGAUUCAUAGUGUUAUUUCGAAAAGAGUCGCGCCUUGUAAUAACAUGGAUAUAUUGGAUUCUCAACAAGAGAAAGAUGGGAUGGAAUUGAUAAUAGAGCCUGGAUAUACAUGGGACGAAUUGCGUGAAAACAUUGCAAAUAGUUGUCUUAAAAAGAAGUGUGACUUUCUUUUGCAAGAUGACCUUAAAAUCGAAGACCGGUAUAAAAAAAUACUGGAUUUACUGAACGCCGAACUGAAUUUGGACGAGAUUACGUCCCUUUUCGUAAUAGCGGGAACAUUAUACUUCAUUGAAGCUAGGCCAGAGAACAUGGAGUGGCGAACCCUUCUCUUACAGAAAACAUUCAACUAUACAGACACACUGAGCCCGAUGCAUCUCCAUUUAGCUACUAAACGGCUUUGGACAAACUUAAAAAAAAAAGAUACUGAUGUGUUCAAUAUACUUGAACUGUGUAACCAAAUGGUUAUCAUAAGUGAAACAGCAAGAGCUAUAUCUAUAUGUCUUAUGUGGACUAUAUUAUCUGAAAUAACAGAAACCCCUAGUGAAAUGUACUGCUUUCGACAGUUCUCCAAAUUGCUAGAAAUGCUAAAUAAUAUCGAUAGUGAAACAUUGCAAGAGGAAGAAAAUACGAAAAUUGUAUAUAUAUUAGUACGUGUAUUAAGUUAUCUCAUCAAUGUUACACUUUGUGACGCCCAAAAUGAGGAUAUAAUUAAGGCCGGUUAUCGAAUGUACUUCAAAUACACUUCACCAUUUUUAAAGAAGCUGCACGAAUGGUGCGAGAACUUUAAAAAGACUAUAGACUCAUGCCCAAAGCCAAAGCAAAAUCAAACAGAUUGGGAUCUCCGUAUGAUGAUUACAGAACACAUCAGUUUUAACAUCAUUAAUGUUCUACAAGACCGAAUAGAGCAUAUGAGUGCACCAGAUUAUUCCUAGUACAAAUCCUAAGUAUGAAAUAAAGAAAAUCUACAAAAAUUACAAAUUCUUUUAGAUAUUUUUCAUUAAAAAUGGCAUGGAUUCAAAAUUUAAUCAAGAAAUCCAUGUAAAUGAAAUAAAAGAAAAAUUAUUUUUGUUGUAAUUGUAAGAACCUCAAAAUUUGAAGGUAUGCUCCUCAAAUAACAGCCCCUGGACGGAUACAAAUCCUGGUUGUUCCGGUAACGUGGGGCCCAACAAAAUAAAAAUAGGCAAUUUGCCCCUA
Anastrepha ludens (Mexican fruit fly) is the source of this 1232-nucleotide messenger RNA. RefSeq lists its product as uncharacterized. Bases 83 to 970 code for a protein of 295 amino acids. NCBI's taxonomy places the organism in Eukaryota, Metazoa, Arthropoda, Insecta, Diptera, Tephritidae. The transcript is spliced from 5 exons. The record is from RefSeq and is a predicted model, not a curated record.